This is a messenger RNA of Ceutorhynchus assimilis (cabbage seed weevil), 3988 nucleotides long. NCBI's taxonomy places the organism in Eukaryota, Metazoa, Arthropoda, Insecta, Coleoptera, Curculionidae. The record is from the annotation of a GenBank genome assembly.
CAUCCCAAGGUGUUUGGUAAAAGAGUGGCACCAGAAAAAAAAUUCAAAUCAGACUGUUUUCUUCUGAGCAAGUACAUGGUGUGCGAUAUCUGCUCUAUUUCAGGUGCACUUUCUAGUUUUUCUUUGUGAAAAGAGUGAUGUAAAAGUGAAAGAAUAAUUGUGGAUUUAUGUUUUACUUAAUAAAGCUAAAACAAUGUUCAAAUUUUUCCUCUUCACAUGCACAAUCCUAAAUUACCUCGAAGCCUUUCCUCAAUCAAACUAUGCGGACCUUGCGAACAAUAUCGCCUACAUAGGAGAAGGUCUCCCCCCUGAGGCAACUUUAGGGGGCAAAAUCACCCAGCUAGACGAUCUCAGCCCUGAAAUAAGCCUUAACAAAACCAGGGCUGAUUUAAAUUGUGCCGCAGGCUCAAUGCAGAUUGAUUUGAAGUUUCACGAACCUUUUUACGGGACAGUUUAUGCGGAUUUUGAUAGGAAUUCUGCUUGUCAAGUAUCUGGGAAAGGUGCGCUCAAGUACCACUUGGAGUUGCCGCUCAAAGGAUGCGGUACCAAACAAGAUCCGCAACGUGUUUUUACCAACAACAUUGCGGUAAGGUUUCAUCCUGGUUUGGAAAUGGAUGGUGAUGAAAUUAUUACUAUAGUAUGCAGAUAUCCUACACCCAUUGUACAGGAACCACAAACUCAGCUUUUUAGACAUGAAGAAAUUGUAGCACCAAAAGCAUUGACACCUCUUUCACCUUUGCCAGUCCUCCUAAUCAUAUGCGGCAUAUUAUUUCUGUCACUAUUCCUCUUAGGCUUGGCCGCUUCCUAUUUAUGUUUGAAACGAAAACCAUUAACAGUAAUAAGGACUAUUACUCCUGACGAAAGUGACAUUGAAAAACUAUCAGAAAGUUCACUAGCUUUAGAACCCAUCCAUGAAUCCUCUGGUUCCGAGUAUCCAGGUGAAUCCUCAUCGGAAAUUGUAGAUCAUGCUGUUGUCCACGAAAACGCAAGCUUUUCUAGUGACGAUUAUGUACAAGAGCAACAAGUCGAACAAGUAACUGCUAUACCAAGCACUAUACCAAGAUUACCUAUGGCUAUCAAGGAAGAUUCUCCCAAGUUUAAUGUACAAGUUAAAGUUAAAAAACCCAAACCUCCAACACCUCCCGAAAGUUUUACUGAUAGUUCAAGAAGUGCUAGCCUUAUGGCUUACCAACCAAUCGAAGAAGAAAUUUUGGAAGUUGAAGAACCAGUGGCAACAGUGCAUCAUCCAGAUAUCACCCAGCAUUUCGUUGAUGAUGUUUAUUUGAGGACAAUCCAAGAAAAAAAAAUCAUCGAAGACAUUGACAAACAUAAACGACUCAUAACCGAGUAUCAUACUAAAUUGCCUCAACAAUGGGAUGUCACUAUUAAAAAUUAUCCCGUCCAAGCUCAGCCGCCUCAAUGGGAAGACUUUUCCGAUAUUUCUUCAGCUUCUGGCCUGUCAACUCCGAAACCUCUUAGGGUGAUGAGUUUACCACCUCAACCACAAAUCGAUGACAAUAAAUUACCACUUAGUGCACCUGAAUUGGUUGGUAGCUUAGGCCAACAAAGAAUUGUUACUACAGAUGUAAGAACUACAGAAACUUCAAGAGAGGUGACUGAAAGGGAAGAAUGGGAAAGAGUAUUUAAUGUUCCAAAAACGAAUCCAGAAGUUGCCAAUUGGAGUGUUUUAAUUAGAGUACUACAACCAAUUGAGCCAACUGAUGAUGUUCAAGUAAUCGAAACUGCCGAAACGUUUAAUUCCCAACUAACCAUGACCGAUAGAAUGAAAUGGAGGCAAAUAAUUACAACCGAAUCGACGCUUAGAACUCUACUAACAGAGGCCGUAGUUCGUGAAGAUUUCGAACGAAUCAGUCACGAUCAAAGAUUCGAGCACAUUUUUGAACCACCUAAAUGGAACGUGAUCAUUAGGAUUUUGACUCCUGAAGAUAUUGGGCCUGAUCAAAAGUAUUUGUAUCCAAGACGUAAAAGUUUGCCUACUUUGGUUGAAUAUGAUUCAGAUGAUGAUGGUAGUAGUGUGAGAGAGCCGCAAUUGUAUGCGUCUUCUGUUUUUAGAAGAUCUCUACAUAGAAGUGAAGCCGACUUACGUUCAAUGACAGAAAUGACGGUAGAUUUUGGGCACAAAUUAGUACCAGAUUAUCCAUUUUCGUUAAGUCAACCCAGCUUAGGCAGAAGUUUGAGUGAAUUUACUGAACGCGAUAGAUGGUUAAUGGUACCAGAUACACCCAGUGAAGUUGGUACCACACCAGAACAAACGCCCAAGUUGCAAAGGAGUCAAUUGAAAACGUUUCAUUUGCCCAGAGUGAGAUUGGACAGUGGUACUUCUGGUAGAGGUGCUGAAAGUACAUGGGAAACAAUGGAAACGAGCAGGGUUGCUCAAACUCCUGGAGGAACCACUACAAGGGAAACUACAAGAGAAAUUAGAGGAGCUUCCAGGGCGAAAUGGGGCAAACCUUCGGAACCCGGUCGAAAGGGUUGGUUCCCUGACAGUGGCAGCGAAAGUAGUUCGAAAUGAUAAUUUUAAAAAAUUCUUUUAAUAAUUUUACUGAUUCAUUAAUUUGCAUUUUUUAUUUCAUGCGAUAAACUAACUUGUGAUAACAUUGCAACUAACUGUGAUAACAAUUAUACAUGGUUUUGUACCAAUUUCAAUAAAUCAAUAUGUCAGAAUUAUUUAUUUAUUGAUAGUUUCAUCGAUUACAAAAAAAUUCUAUAAUAUUGAUAUUAAAUAAUAUAGCAUCCAUACACGUCAUGAGAAAAACAAAUACAUAUAUUUAUCCAUUUUUAAAACAUUUUUCCAGGAACAUCAGCCGUCAUAAGUAAAGUUUCUAGCUUUUCAUCUUAUUUGUAUAUAAGUAAAUGGAGAUCAUAUAAAUUGCACACAAAAAAAUAUAUAAAUAUUGCCUUAUAUAAUAUGAUAUUAAAAUCACACAAAAUGGGGACACAAAUUUUUAAAACCUGAUGACUAGACAUCUAGGGAGAAUUUCCUCAACUAAUUUCCCCUAUAAUAAUACCUAAAACUAGUUACAAUAAAAAGGUAAAAAAAAAAUGAGAUCUGUAUACAUGGCACUACAAUUAAAAACUGUCAAAAUGAAAAUAGGAAGAAUAAUUAUUAUAUUAUAUUAAAUCUACUUAGUUAUUAUAUUACAUACAUUUACCAAGUCUUUUCAAAUAUAUUUAUGCCAAAAAGGCACUGAUUCAUUUUUUCCGCUCCUUUUAGUUACUUACAUCAAAACUAUUUACAAAAUGCCCUUAAUGACAAGCAAACGAACAUAAUUUUUAUCACAUAUUAUCAUAUUUUUUUAUCCUUAUUGCAAUCACAAAAACUUAAAAAUUCCAACUUUUUGACAGUUCCGAAUCUGAGCUACACACAAAAAUUGAGAAAAAAGACAAAACCUAAUAAAUAAAUUUUACACAAAAAAUAGUUAUUCACCUAAUAACUGCACUGAGUACGGGAAAGUAAUACUUUCUACACAUAAAUGAGUGUGGAAAUGAUUGAAAUACAACAUGUUGUCAUGUAUAGCAACAUUCUUCAGAGGUAUUUGAUUGAAGGCGACUCCAAUUUUAGGCAUUUUAUAUCUAUUGCUGUUGUAAAUCUUAUGUGGUAAAACAAACUGGCAAACACAUAAUUGUAGUACAUUAAGACAUUAUCAUUUCUCCUCCAAUAUUAACCUUACCCAGUUUCACUCUGUGAUUAUUCCUAAUAUGCGAAUUAAGAUUGCCGCUUUGCACGAAAGCUUUAUCACAGGCGUGACAUUUGAACGGUUUCUCGUCGGUGUGCAACCGAAUGUGAUUGUUCAAAUUGCCGGAUUGGGUAAAGGCCCGGUCACAGUGCGGACAUUUAAACGGUUUCUCGCCCGUAUGAAUUCGCAUGUGGUUCACUAAAUUGCAGCUUUGCGAAAAGGAUUUAUCGCACACGUCGCAAAUGUACGGUUUGUCGCCAGUGUGAGUCCUCAUAUGAAUUUGUAGAUUU